This is a messenger RNA of Rhopalosiphum maidis (corn leaf aphid), 1494 nucleotides long. RefSeq names its product nucleoside diphosphate-linked moiety X motif 19-like. Gene Ontology annotation, molecular function: hydrolase activity, acting on acid anhydrides, in phosphorus-containing anhydrides. Gene Ontology annotation, cellular component: mitochondrion. NCBI's taxonomy places the organism in Eukaryota, Metazoa, Arthropoda, Insecta, Hemiptera, Aphididae. The transcript is spliced from 4 exons. The record is from RefSeq and is a predicted model, not a curated record. Bases 236 to 1285 code for a protein of 349 amino acids.
UAUUAAUUAUUAAGUGUUCAUCCACUUCGUAAGUGGUAAUUCGGUUUGUAAAGAAAUUGUAUAUAAUAUAUAAUAAAUGUUUACAUCAAAAAUCAAUAAAAUUUAUUUCUGUUAUUUUGAUAUUUUACAUAUUAUUUGAUCGUGCUUGAAGUGGACUGCUACUUAGUCAUGCAAUUUAAAUGUUUUGUGACUAUGAUACUUUAAUUUUGAUUGUAUUCAGCUAUUAAAUUUAAAUAUGAAUUUUUGGCGAGAAGCUUCUAGUGUAUUACUACUGACAAAAUCUUCUAAUAUAAAAAAUGUCUAUUGGGAUCCAUUCAAAAUACUGUGCAUUAAAAGAAGUGAAAUCAAUUCUUACUUACCUAAUUAUACAGUCUUUCCAGGGGGGACUGCAGAGAAAUCAGACUCUUCUCCAGAAUGGACAGAUAUUAUUCCAGAUUAUACCAACACUAAUUUCAAUUUCAAUAUAAUUGGCUUCAACGGUAGCCCGGCUAUUAAAUUUGUAUCUGAUAAUGAGCCAGGUUCUAUUCCAAAAUACCUAUCACUAAGAGUAACUGCUAUCAGAGAAACAUUUGAAGAAAGUGGUAUACUGUUGUGUAAAAAAAUGAACAGCAGUAAACCUGAAACUUGUGCAACUGUCCAUCAUUUGGAUAUUGAUAACAUUGACAGAUGGAGAAAAUUAGUUCAAAAAAAUGCAUCUAAUUUUAUAAAUUUAUGUAACGAAAAUAAUUGCUAUCCAGAUGUUGGUGCUUUGCAUUUAUGGAGUAACUGGUUAACGUCUCCACUACUAAAGACAAAAUUUGAUACAAAAUUUUUUCUUGCUUUUAUUGAAUCUCCAGUUAAUGCAAGUCCUGAUGGUGUUGAAACAUCUCAAAUAACAUGGAAUACACCAGAUGAAAUGUUAUUGAGAUUUGUUUCUGGUGAUGAAAAACUUGUAACUCCUCAAUAUUAUGAACUGUUAAGAUUAAGACAGUUUACAUCAUUCACAAAAUUAACAAAUUUUGCUUGCACAAGAAGUAUUGAAGGAUGUGAACAAAUAUUACCAAUGGUUAUUGCAACUAAAGAUGGAUACUUAACUUUACUCCCAGGAGAUGGCAAGUUUAAUAAUUCUGGAAAAUAUUUAGAAGUACAAUAUGAAUUGGAUAAACAUAUGCAAGACUUUGACUCUGAUGUGAUGCAUAGACUACAUCAUACUGAAGAAUAUUUACCAAAAAAAUUAAUAAUUAAAAACUAUACACCAAAGUGUAAACAUGUAUUGCCCACAACUCUACCUAUUUGUAAAAUUUGAAAAAUUAAGGUAUAUUAGUUUAUCAUUUGCUAAUAUAAUACGUCAGUAAUUAAUAUCUCGUUGACCAUAAAUGAUUUGCAAAAUAUUGUUUAAUGCUACCAAACUUUGAUCUCUAUUUAUCCUGAUCAAAUCAACCAAAUUUUUGUUUUUAUUUAUUGUUGUUAAUUACUGUAUUACAUUAUUUAGUUUUUAGUAAUUUUAAUCCUUGC